AUGGCAUCUCAGAGCAGCAUGGACGCAACUUCAUUCGCGCCGUUUACCACCGCUGAGCGCAUACAACAGCUCGGAGAGAUCGACGAGAGUAUCGUCAGUCUCUUGCGAACCGCUGGUGCCGCUAUCCAGAGCCUCAACAAGAAGGACCCCAACGAGGGAGACGGCGUCAUGGAUCUCGGUAAUGGUGGCACCGACUCUGACGACGAAGAUGACGAGAGCGGCAAGGACAGGGCCUUCAAACACCAAAUGAACGACUUCAUGAGAACCUUGCGCUCCGUCAACGUCCGGAUGAAGCGACAGAUCUGGGGCUUGGAAGAAGCCGGCAUCAUCAAGUCGAGCGAUGCUCCCCAAGGCGAUGCAGCAAGCGACGAGAAUGGCAAGACACUAGAGCCGGACGGCAAUGGCAAGAUUGGUGGCAUGGACGUUGGCUGGCUGAACAGCAGAAGCAACAAGGUUGAGAGAGACAUGGAGUCAGAGCUUUGGGAUCAGGCAGAGGCCUUUUUGAAGGACAUGAUCAAGCAAGGUGACGACACCAAGAUGACCCAGUAA
This is a messenger RNA of Pestalotiopsis fici W106-1, 549 nucleotides long. RefSeq lists its product as uncharacterized. Gene Ontology annotation, molecular function: transcription coregulator activity. NCBI's taxonomy places the organism in Eukaryota, Fungi, Ascomycota, Sordariomycetes, Amphisphaeriales, Sporocadaceae. Gene Ontology annotation, cellular component: mediator complex. Gene Ontology annotation, biological process: regulation of transcription by RNA polymerase II. The record is from RefSeq and is a predicted model, not a curated record. The coding region runs from base 1 to 549 and encodes 182 amino acids. The transcript is spliced from 2 exons.